CAUCUUUACAUGCAGCAGGAGACAAACUUGGCUUUGCAGGUUACUCAGAAGGUUCAAGAUGGACAACUCGUGUGAGAUCCCUCAAGGGAAGGAGAUUUCCAGCGGCCAAGUCAACGAUGACCUGCCGACUGUUGAGGCACUAAAGGUCGCCGAUGGAAUUGAGGUCCUUGAUGGCAAGGGAGAGAAGCAUACCUUCAAGAGCAUCUACAGCGGACCUGAAUUACCCCGUCGAGUUCUUGUUGUCUUUGUUCGCCAUUUCUUCUGCUGCUCAUGCGUGAGCUACACCAGCUUUCUUGCCAAAAAAGCAACUCCAGAAAAGCUAAACGAGAUCAACACCGAGAUUGUGAUAAUAGGUCACGGAGAUCCUAGAACAGUUGACAUGUAUCGCAUAGACACGGGCUGCGAAUUUCCCAUCUACACUGAUCCUUCUGAAGAGCUUUACAAGACGCUGGGCAUGAUUCAGACUUGGGAAGAGGGGCCUCCGAGUAAGUAUAUUCCGGUGUCGUCUUUUUGGAAUGCGUGGUUGUCCAUGAAGAAUGCGUUUUGGAAGUUACUCGAGGGAUAUCCCGUGUGGAACUGGGGAACCACGAAUCAACAGGGCGGAGAGUUCUUGUUUGUUGGGGAGGGAGAGGAUAAGAAAGUGACGUGGUGUCAUCGGAUGAGGAAUUCGAGGGAUCAUACGGAUACUGAUGAUAUUUUGGAGGUGUUGGGACUCAACAAGUGAGGAUGAGCUGGUGAUACCCAGGUGUUGAGCAUGGGGUCGUUUGGCAUCUUAUGUAAAGGAGAGUGCGUGAGAAGCCAACCAUAUACGACAAAUUGAAAGAUGAAUCAGG
Molecule: messenger RNA, 833 nt
Organism: Fusarium oxysporum Fo47
Lineage: Eukaryota; Fungi; Ascomycota; Sordariomycetes; Hypocreales; Nectriaceae
Product: AhpC/TSA antioxidant enzyme-domain-containing protein
Exons: 2
Coding region: 59-724 (221 amino acids)
Source: RefSeq, a predicted model, not a curated record